GAAGAGGCUUCAACGUUUCAGUUGCUUUCAAAAAAUCGUGCACUCUUCAAGCUCGAGUUCGAUAAACACGGAAUUAUGUCUUAUAUUGGCAACGUCUCGGAUCUGGAAUGUGAAAAGAACGAGUUCCCCAGGCCGCGUCCUGCGGGCAUUGUCACCAAAAUGGCCGCCCACAAGUUGUCGUCGGAGCCGAAGUGGGCCGACAAGCGGGAGGAUGAUUCCGACUCCGAAGUUUCCUCGCCCGACAAUUUUCUAACCAAAGGCGCCUUUCUGCUGACCCCGUCCUAUGAACUGUCCAUGGAACGCGCCGCAUUGAUAUGCGAGAAGAUGAGCUUCAAGGGCUGCUUCAGCUUGACGAAGACGGCGACAGGAAUUCUGUUCAAGUUCUCACAUCCGGAUGAUUAUCAGGCGGUGUUCAAGAAGGGAUUCCACAAGGUGACCGGAGCCCGAUUCUAUCGCAAACAAACAUUCUCGCGAAGCAUUGCCAUACCGUGUCGGCCGCGGAAGACCUUUACGCUGUACGUGCUGGAUGUGCCGGAGGAUUUGCCCGUGGAGGAUAUACGGCAUGCCAUGUACAAGUUCGACUCGGUGGUUGAGGUCGUCCGCCUUCACAUCUAUUCCAGCCCCAGCCAGGCGGGCGGCGGCGCGGACAAGGUUGAAGGUGAGCAGCUGAUCCAGAAAGCAGCAUCUUCGCUUCCGCACCCGAUCCCGAUCCCGGGCCAGACGCUGCGCCGUGCGGCCAUGCGAAGCAGCAGCAGCAGCAGCGCCAAAAGCCUCAUCGGCAGCGGAGCCGGAGGCGGCGGCGGCGGCAUUGUGGGCGAUGCCAUCGAGAAGGCGGAGCGUCCGGAGCGGCGCGAGCUGCCGCCAGCCGUUAUACGGAUCACGCUGGCCUCCAUGGAUGAGUACAACAUUUUGCUGCAGAACGGCCUCAACUUCUACGAUGCCACGUUCUUUCCCACCGAGGCGAACAUCUCCCUGAAAGGCGCCAAAAUUGACUACAAGCGUCGCAUGCUGGAUGGCUCAAUACCGGGGCGUGUGCGCGAGCUGCUGCCCGUAUUCGACGCAGCUGGCUUCUGCAAGCUGCCGGCGCCCACGAGCAAGCUAAUUAAGCCGCCGAGGUCAUAAGCGACGACAGAGACGACAGAGACGAAGACGACCCCACAUGUUCCGGCUAGAUAAGCAGCCAGUCCCGACCCCAAAACCCAUUGACGACAAUUCUCUAUUCGAUUUUUGAACGGAUGCUUCGAACGUUUCCGCUGCCAACAACAACUAUAAUAAUUCCUAUUUUGGCUAAAAUCAAAAAAAAAAAAAAAAAAAAACCACCUAAACAAACAU
Messenger RNA from Drosophila montana, 1332 nucleotides. RefSeq lists its product as uncharacterized. The coding region runs from base 76 to 1122 and encodes 348 amino acids. The record is from RefSeq and is a predicted model, not a curated record. The transcript has 6 exons. NCBI's taxonomy places the organism in Eukaryota, Metazoa, Arthropoda, Insecta, Diptera, Drosophilidae.